Microthlaspi erraticum is the source of this 567-nucleotide messenger RNA. The record is from the annotation of a GenBank genome assembly. NCBI's taxonomy places the organism in Eukaryota, Viridiplantae, Streptophyta, Magnoliopsida, Brassicales, Brassicaceae.
AUGGAUUUCAUCAAGACCAGUUCCCUGCGUGCUCUGAUUGAGUUAACUUUCCAACGCAACUGGAACGGCCUCAUUUGGAUGAGUAGAAAAGGAGUUAUAGCCAAAAGAGUGAAGACUGUCCAGCGCUCUAUCGAGAAUCAGCGCCGAACCGCGCAGCGGCUGGCCGAGGAACGAAUGUUCCGCGCUCGGCCAAAACCAUCCGUCCGUCUGAAGUCUCGGCCAAAGUUCAACCAUCCGGCCGAUCACGAUCACGACCCGGGAAGCAAGCCCGCGGUCGGCCACGCCACAACCGCCACGCCACGCCGCGCACGACCAUGCCGCGCGAGCCGGGAAAAGCCUCGCGGCCGCGCAACCUAUCUCGCGUACCACGGCCGAUGUCCGUCCGAGCCGGGAAAACGUCCCACGUCCGGCCGAGAAACCAUCGGCCAAAUCCUCACCCGUCCGACCACACCGGCCGACCGUGAAAUCAUCCGGCCACGACCGUUCCGACCGACCACGACCCGACUGUCCGGCCGACCGUCCCGACCGACCGUCCGAACGCCGCGGUCGACCCGAAGCCGUUUUUGA